GUCACCAAGAAGCCUACUAGAGCCAUCCGUGCGGAGCAAAUGCCUAGGCCCCAUCCUUCUCCCGACUAUGAGCUCAAGUACCCACCGGUCAGCAGUGAGAGGGAACGCAGCCGCUAUGUUGCAGUGUUCCAGGACCAGUAUGGAGAGUUCCUGGAGCUCCAGCAAGAGGUGGGGUCCACACAGGCAAAGCUCCAGCAGCUGGAGGCCCUCAUGAGCUCGCUGCCCCCACCCCAAAGCCAGAAGGAGGCCCAAGUUGCAGCUCGUGUCUGGAGGGAGUUUGAGAAAAAGUGGAAGGACCCUGGCUUCCUGGACAAGCAGUUGCGCUGUCGCUAUCUGAAGGCCAAACUGAGGCACCUCAAGACCCAGAUCCAGAAAUUCGAUGACCAAGAGGACAGUGAGGGCUCUGUGUACUUCUGAGUGUCCUGGAGACUGGCAGCAAGACCAGGGUAGGGAUCCCUUGGUUCUCUUGCCCGCCUGGCGGCCUUUGGACUUGCCUUUCUCCCCUCGCCUGGUGAGCCUUGGCUGAUUGCAGGCUCCGCGGUCAGCCUUAAUGGCCCCUCUCCCAGGACCUCCCCUGGGAAUGCCAGCCCUGACUUUAUGAGGACUGAGACCCCAGGCCCCUCAGCGGAAGCAGUGCUGCUCUCGUCCCACCGUCCUCCCGGGGGAAUAAAGGGGGAUCAAAGCCCUUCUGUCUCCAA
Ictidomys tridecemlineatus (thirteen-lined ground squirrel) is the source of this 698-nucleotide messenger RNA. The record is from RefSeq and is a predicted model, not a curated record. NCBI's taxonomy places the organism in Eukaryota, Metazoa, Chordata, Mammalia, Rodentia, Sciuridae.